CCAGCCGCUGGACGUGCUUAAAGCCAUGGCCGAACCGAUACGUGCUUUGUGCGAUGAGCUUAUACAAGCUGUGAAUGUGACGAUGGAGGCAGAAUCCAGUCAGACUUACCGCCUGGAGGCCCUUAAGUUUAUUGAAGAUUUCAAAGAGAAAAGCCCCUUCUGCGUUGAAUGUGGACUUCAGUUAGCGGAGAAAUCACAGACGGCAGUGGUCAGACACUUUGGGCUGCAGAUACUGGAGCAUGUAGUCAAGUUUCAGUGGAAUAACAUGGCACCACAAGAAAAGCUCCGGCUGAAGAAUUGCACUAUGGGCCUGUUGUCCGAUGGUACACAUCCAAUUCUGCAAGAGGAAUGUCAUGUUAAGGAUGCGCUCUCACGCAUAGUAGUUGAGAUGAUCAAGCAAGAGUGGCCGCAGCACUGGCCGGACAUGCUGAAGGAGAUGGAGGCCCUGGCUGCUAUGGGGGAUGCUCAGACAGAACUCGUAAUGCUUGUCCUGCUGCGGUUAGCUGAGGACGUGAUCAAAUUUCAGACAUUACCCCCUCAAAGACGGCUAGAUAUCCAGCACAACCUUACAGAGAAUAUGGACAGCAUCUUCACCUUCCUGCGGGGCAUUUUGAUUAUGCAGCUUCAUAUGAAUGAGUACAGAAAGUCGAAAUGUGCUGCUGGUCAGGAAUUGAAGACAAAAGUUCACUGGCGAGUUGGUGUGGCCACUCUCAACACUCUGGCUGGCUACAUUAAUUGGGUUGAUUUGAGCCACAUCACCAAUGAAAACUGCCGUCUUUUGGAGAUCUUGUGCCUGUUGCUUAGCGAACCCGAGCUUCAGUUGGAGGCUGCAGAGUGUCUGCUAAUUGCUAUUAGAAGGAGAGGUGAUUUAGAGGACCGCAAGCCAUUUUUGGUACUCUUUGAUGAAGUCAUAAUGAACUAUAUCCUGUCUGCUGCACAAUCAUCGGGUGCCGUCGUGGAAAGAAGAUACACCUUUUUGAAGAGGCUGUGUCAGGUUCUCUGUGCCCUGGGUAGCCAAAUCUGCUCUCUAGUGGUGAGAGUUCCUGUUAACCUGAAUAAAUACAUGGAAGCUCUUCUUGCCUUCACUACUCAUCCCAGCCAGUUUCUGAGGUCGUCCACUCAAAAGACCUGGGUAAACUUAUUCUCACAUGAAGUUAUUUCGUGGGAUCCUGCAAUUUGCCAAAUGACCAUCAAAUAUUUAAGAUCAGCAAGGAUCAAUCUUGUGAAAACUGGAUUUCCCUCCAAGAAUGAUUGUCCAGGUUGUGAAUUCUCCAGAGUGGACUUUGAUAGUGAUGAAGAUUUCAACUGCUGCUUUAAUUCUUUCAGGGCUCAUCAGGGGGAAGCAGUUCGUCUGGCUUGUAAAAUUGUCCCGUUUGAGGCUUUUCAAAUUGCAAGGGAGUGGGCGCAGUAUCAGAUCAACACACCUAUAGAUACUGGGAAUACAACACGUGAGAGCUGCAGUGCGUCAUCAAGUAGGGGCGUUCUCUGUUCUGCUCUGUCCCCUUCAGCGGUUCAGUGGGAUGCCAUGACUUUCUUCACUGAAAGUGUAUUUGGACAGCUCUUCAAAAUCCUUGAAAAAGAGAAGCUUCCCAUAGAUGAGGGCAUGGAGCUGCUGCAGAUGGUUGUAAACUAUGAGACAAGAGAUCCUCUCAUUCUGUCCUGUGUUCUUACCAUCAUAUCCACUCUCUUUCCCUUCGUCAAACACCAACCUCAGUUCCUGCCUCAAGUACUCGAUAAGGUAUUUACUGCCAUCACGUUUGAACUGGUUAAUGAACGGUGGUUCAAGGCACCUCGAACGCGAGCUGUAAAGAACGUCAGAAGACAUGCCUGUUCUUCCAUCAUUAGGAUGUGUCGAGAUUAUUCAGACCUUAUUCUGCCAUGCUUCGACAUGAUGUAUGAGCAUGUGAAGAGGUUGUUCUCAAAUGAGAUGCUGCUGACACAGAUGGAGAAGUGUGCUCUUAUAGAAGCCCUGAUACCGAUCAGCAAUCAGUUUAAAGACUAUAACAAGCAGAAAGCCUUCCUGGAGGAACUCAUGGCACCUGUUACUGCCCAGUGGCUGUCAGAGGAGAUGAGGAGCGUGUUAUGGGAUCCUGCUACCUUCUUGGCAUAUGUUGGUGCUGAUCAGGUGGUCAGUGACCCUGACACAGAGGACCAGAUGGGUAUCAACAGGUCACGGAUUAGUUUGUGUGUAUACACCAUACUUGGCGUUGUGAAGCGUGCUCGUUGGCCUGCUGAUCCUGAGGAGGCAAAAGCAGGCGGCUUUGUGAUCAGCACUACCUCUGAUGGGACCCCCAUCUACAGAAACCCUUGUGCAGAGCCUGUGCAGGCCCUUCUGCCCAACCUUUUGGCCCUCAUCAGGACCCAAAACAGCUUGUUCUUGCCAGAGAACGUAAACCGGCUUAGCAAGACCUUUACUAGAGUCUAUAAUGAUAUGGAUAUAGAGAAGAUUUCUGAAUUAGGAAUUCCUCAACACGUUUUAAAUUCCUAUGGCACUCCAUUGUACAGAAACAAUGUUGAGCUUGGCUUCUUCUCCUCACUCUACAGAAACUGUUACCAACUGCUUGGGAAUGCUGCUCCCUGCUUGCAACAAGACUUUUAUGCUAUAGAGGGCUUGGCAGAGCAGAUUGUUGGUUCGGCCUUCAUCCAUCUAGACAGUCUUCCAGACCACAGGCUCCGUCCCCUAGUCCAUGUCUUCAUGAAGCAGCUGGUCAUGUCCUGUCCUCGUGAGUACUAUGACAGCCUCCUCCGUCCCUUGCUGGGUCCAUUAUUUGCCUUUCUACUGCAGAGACUGAGCUUUCGGUGGCAGAUCAUCAACCAAAGGACCGUCAACCAAAGGACCAGUCUGAGUGCUCAGGAGGAGGUCUAUGAGAAGAACCAUGUGACUCAGGAAAUGGCGGAGGAGCAGCUGUUGCGGUUGGUCACGCGAGAGGUCAUUGACCUAAUUGAGACUUGCGUGAAAAGAAAAUGUCCAAAGUUAUCAGCAAACAAAGAGGACGCAGAUGGUGAGUUAAUGAUCACAUUCUCCAUGUAUCUUGGGAUGGUGUCGAUGAAUUCCUCAAAAGAGAUUCAUGAGCUCUCAGAAUUGGGCAAGCAUCUUCUCCAAAGUGAGGAUAUUUAUAUGAAUCUCCUGAUUGUAUGUUUUAAGUCCCUUUCAUGGAAAUUAAACUGUCAACAGACUGCUGGUUUGCUCUGCUGGACUUUGCUAAAACAGGUGCUUGGUGGUAACCUGCUUCCGGAGGCUGUGACGUGGCUCUUCGCCAGUGUACUGAAGGGUCUGCAGAUGCAUGGGCAACACGAAGGCUGCAAUGCUGCACUGACUCAUCUGGCCUUGCUCAUCUACGAGGCUCUAAGGCCUCGAUACGCUGAGCUGCGUCUCAUCAUGAAUCAGAUCCCUGAUAUCCAAGUUGAUGCCCUGGAGCAGUUUGAUCAGAAGGCCAUGAUCCAACCCGCUGUAUCAAAGGCAGGAGAGAAGAAAAAUAAAGUGCAGUUUAAAUUGCUCAUUGCAGGCAUUGUUAGGAAACCCCUAGGACAGCAGUUCAAGGAGGAAGUACACAUCCGAGACAUUCCAUCUCUGUUUAAGAAGCCAAAACCUACGAAAGAUAUGCUGGAGAACACUGAUGCUGCAGGUCUGAUCGCUCUAUUCUCUCCUGACCGUGACCAUUGCUGAGGGAACCACAGCUUUACCACACCCUCACUUCAUUGAGCCUCUUGUGUGUAGUACAGUAUCCAGUCUGAAAGGCCUUUUUAAGGCA
Messenger RNA from Rhinichthys klamathensis goyatoka, 3752 nucleotides. RefSeq names its product exportin-5-like. The record is from RefSeq and is a predicted model, not a curated record. The transcript is spliced from 33 exons. Gene Ontology annotation, cellular component: RNA nuclear export complex; cytoplasm; nucleus. Lineage: Eukaryota; Metazoa; Chordata; Actinopteri; Cypriniformes; Leuciscidae. The coding region runs from base 26 to 3667 and encodes 1213 amino acids. Gene Ontology annotation, molecular function: small GTPase binding; nuclear export signal receptor activity; RNA binding. Gene Ontology annotation, biological process: RNA export from nucleus; protein export from nucleus.